Messenger RNA from Aplosporella prunicola CBS 121167, 1080 nucleotides. RefSeq names its product glycoside hydrolase family 16 protein. The transcript has 2 exons. Bases 1 to 1080 code for a protein of 359 amino acids. Gene Ontology annotation, molecular function: glycosyltransferase activity; hydrolase activity, hydrolyzing O-glycosyl compounds. Lineage: Eukaryota; Fungi; Ascomycota; Dothideomycetes; Botryosphaeriales; Aplosporellaceae. The record is from RefSeq and is a predicted model, not a curated record. Gene Ontology annotation, biological process: fungal-type cell wall organization; carbohydrate metabolic process. Gene Ontology annotation, cellular component: fungal-type cell wall.
AUGCUCCUCGCGGGGCUGGUCUCCUCGACCCUUGCCCAGACCUUCAGCGACUGCAACCCUCUCGACAAAACCGGCUGCCCUGACGCCCCCGCCCUUGGCACCAACGCCACCUACCACUUCAACACCAGCAGAGCCGACUCGUCGGUAUGGAACGAAACCGCCGGCAAGGUCAAAUACACGACCCACGCCGGCGAGUUCACCAUCAACGGCCAGGGCGACUCCGUCACCAUCUCCACCCAAUACUUCCUUUUCUUUGGUCGCGUCGAGAUCGUCGCCAAGCCCGCGCCGGGCCAGGGUAUCGUUAGCAGUAUCGUCCUGGAAUCGGCCGAUCUUGACGAGGUGGAUAUCGAGUGGAUCGGCGGCAACAACACCCACUGGCAGUCGAAUUACUUUGGAAAGGGCAACACCACUUCGUACGACCGUGCCAUCUGGCAUCCCGUUGACGACCCGCAAAACGUCUGGCACAACUACACCGUCGACUGGACCAAGGAAAGGAUCGAGUGGUGGGUUGACGACGAUCUCAUCCGCACCCUCAAGUACGAGGACGCCAAUGGCGGCGACAACUUCCCGCAAACGCCCAUGAACCUCAAGCUCGGUAUCUGGUCCGGCGGUGACCCCGACAACAACAACCAAGGCACCAUCGAAUGGGCUGGUGGCGAAACCAACUUCCACGAUGCCCCCUUCACCAUGUACGUCCAGCAGGUGUACACCGAAGACUACACCACUGGCAGCAAGUCGUACAAGUACGGAGACAAGACGGGUAGCUGGGAAAGCAUCAUUGUCAACAACGGUACCUCUCACGCCGAGAAGGAGCUCAACGCGCCUCACGGCACCGCCGAGCACUGGGCCGCUCUGCCGAAGUGGGCCCGCGCCGUGAUCCCGGCGGCGGCGGUGGCUGUCUUUGCCAUUGGCCUUGCCGUCUUCAUCUUCUGCUGCAUCAAGCAGCGGCGGGCGGGCCACAAGGCGUACGCGCUGGCCAGCGAGGAGUGGAACAAGGAACAGGAGGAGCUGCUCGAGUACAAGUCGCAGUACAAUGCCCGGAUGAAGAGCGGCGAGUACGCGCCCGGCGGAAGGUUGUAA